AAAUCAGCUCAAACCUCGAAACCUUAAUGGUUGAAACGGGAAAGCCAAAGUUUGAGUGAAGAAGAAAGCAAAAUUAAGAGAGCUUGGAUGGUUCCAGGACAUGGACUCCUCGUCGUCUUCUUCUUCUUCUUCUUCUCAUCAGACACACAUUCCUCUUCCCUCAGACUCAGACCCUGGUGCUAAACCCUUAGACCAUGAAGCCCAAUCAUCACUGGUUCCUAUUCAUCUUGUUACUGAGGCUUCUCAACUGCCAGCUGAAUUCCUUAACCCUUCACCUGAGAGGCAAUUGAUUAUUGGUUUUGAUUGUGAGGGUGUUGAUCUAUGUCGGCAUGGAACACUUUGCAUUAUGCAGCUUGCAUUUCCAGAUGCUAUAUUUUUGGUUGAUGCCAUUCAGGGUGGAGAUAUGCUUAUGAAAGCUUGUAAGCCUGCUCUUGAAUCUAGUUACAUCACAAAAGUCAUUCAUGAUUGCAAGCGAGAUAGUGAGGCAUUGUACUUUCAAUUUGGCAUCAAGUUGCACAAUGUCUUUGAUACCCAAAUUGCUUAUUCUCUGAUAGAGGAGCAAGAAGGAAGGACUAGAUUGCCAGAUGACUACAUAUCUUUUGUUGGCCUCCUUGCAGAUUCACGCUAUUGUGGCAUAUCAUAUUUGGAGAAAGAAGAGGUUCGCGUGCUCCUUAGACAGGACCCUAAUUUCUGGACAUACAGACCAUUAUCUGAAUUGAUGAUCCGUGCGGCUGCAGAUGAUGUUCGAUUUCUUCUUUACAUCUAUCAUAAGAUGGUGAAGAAACUAAACCAAAGAUCAUUAUGGUGUCUAGCAGUUCGUAGUGCUCUGUAUUGUCGAUGUUUCUGCAUCAAUGAUAAUGAUUUUGCUGAUUGGCCAUCCCUACUACCCAUUCCAGAUAACCUUAUAAGAGGGUGUAAUGAUCCUGAGGAGGAAGUCCUAUCAGUUCUUGAUGUCCCCCCUGGAAAGAUGGGACGUGUUAUUGGAAGACGAGGGGCCAACAUUUUGUCAAUAAAGGAAUCCUGCAAUGCAGCAAUUUUCAUUGGGGGUUCAAAGGGUCCACCCGACAAGGUAUUCAUAAUUGGACCAGUGAAACAGGUGAGGAAAGCGGAGGCAAUCUUGAGAGGGAAGAUGCUGGAAAUCUUUUAGGGAAAACCUCAUUUGUCUUGCAAUUCCCAUGCAUAGAAAUUGCGGCUUAAAUUUUCAAAGGCAUUGCCAGUUCACCAACAUUUAUGAUUUACAGCUUCUACUUAGACGCUGUGUUUCAUACAGAUAUCAAAAAUUAUGUUGUUUUUGUUGGGCUCAUGGAUUCUCCAAAUGAGUCAUGAUAGAAAAGUUGGCCACUGAAAGAUCUGAAACAGUUAACAACUAGCUUUUGCUUUCAUUAAAAUCUUUUACAGAUUUGUAUUAUACUAAUCCAAGGAGAUGUAUUACUGUAACAUCGCAUUUCAAAUAUGUCGAAUCAUCCCCCUUUGUGAA
Messenger RNA from Manihot esculenta (cassava), 1477 nucleotides. RefSeq lists its product as uncharacterized. The transcript has 10 exons. NCBI's taxonomy places the organism in Eukaryota, Viridiplantae, Streptophyta, Magnoliopsida, Malpighiales, Euphorbiaceae. Gene Ontology annotation, molecular function: RNA binding; 3'-5' exonuclease activity. The record is from RefSeq and is a predicted model, not a curated record. Gene Ontology annotation, biological process: nucleobase-containing compound metabolic process. The coding region runs from base 101 to 1147 and encodes 348 amino acids.